Molecule: messenger RNA, 4621 nt
Organism: Megalobrama amblycephala (Wuchang bream)
Lineage: Eukaryota; Metazoa; Chordata; Actinopteri; Cypriniformes; Xenocyprididae
Gene: znf644a
Product: zinc finger protein 644a
Exons: 7
Coding region: 310-3795 (1161 amino acids)
Biological process (GO): regulation of transcription by RNA polymerase II
Cellular component (GO): nucleus
Molecular function (GO): RNA polymerase II cis-regulatory region sequence-specific DNA binding; zinc ion binding; DNA-binding transcription factor activity, RNA polymerase II-specific
Source: RefSeq, a predicted model, not a curated record
ACCAUUUUUUAAAGACAUUUUGUCAAGUUUUUGGAGUCCCCCUCAACGAGGUGCAAUGCCUUUGUCUGUGGACCAUCGAGCAAAUAUGGCGGCUUCGCAAUAGAUGGAAAGCUUGAGCGAGCAAAAAUGAAAUGAUUUCACUUCAGUUUUAUUGUCCACAAUCGCAUCUGCAGAAAGGAAUGGAUGUUUUCUUUUCUGAGAGCAUGUGAUUUACAUACCGUUGUCACAUGAAGAGAAGAGAUUUCCCCUGCUAUCUGUUGGUGAUUCUUUGUACAGUAUUAUCAGAAACGGUCCUUAGGACUCUUAGGAAUGUCUGGUUUGAAGGAGAGUGCCAAAGUAGAGGAGAAUGACACCUCAAUGUCAAGAAUCUCUCAGGACCUUUUGAACAGCGAGACAUUCUCUGUAGAGGGGGCUACACCAGGACCAUCAGCGCAUUGUCCUCAAGAAACCAUGGCACUACUCGAUGACCAAGGAGACCUCCUGACCAGUGUCGGGUUUAUGGACUCCAUUUGCUCAGAUGGACCAGCCAAGGCUGCUUACGUCAAUGGAUCCACCUCACCCCAUAUAUCAGAUGAAAUCUUGCUGGAUAUUUCAAAAAACGUACCAGUAUUCCUUCCCAAAUCAUUACAAGCUCAGAAUUCUGUCACAACCAACGUCCACUUUGAAGGAUCUGAUCCACUCAGAAAAGAGGGGGAAAUAACAAUCAGGCAAACGUUGACUGCGGAGGAUGUGGAGAAUAGGGGCAUAUGGGGCUUUGAUACAGAAUCUCCAGAAAGUUCAUUAGAUAAUUAUGAUGAUGGAAAUGACCUUACCUGGAAUCCCCAAAGAGAAUUUAUGAAGUUCCUGUGGGAUGAUGAUAACGGUCUUGAAAUGGAGGAAAAACUGUCUCCCGUUCCUUCACCCAUCAACCAUAAAAGAAGAGCUCCGUCACCACUCUGCCAUAAAAGAAGAAAACGUAAAGAAAAAUUGGUGUUAAAAGUCGAUCCUUCCGAGGACCUAUACUCUGAUUUGAAUUUUGAUUCAAAAAAAGAUCAUCCAGGUGAAGGAAGCCGGACAGAGUGCAGUCCUGUUAAGAAGAAACGUUCCCCAAGAAAACCAUCCAAAUUACAGUCAACCAUUGUAAAACAUACCAAGUAUUUAAAUGGAGCUGCUAAGGCAGUCAAACACCUGUUUCCCAAACCAGCCAAAAAACCUAUUAGCAAGACACAAAAGAUGGGACUGAUUAGAGAUAGUUUGCCAUCAGACUCAUGUUCUAGGGAGGAACCUUCUUUUUUUCAACGUAAUAGCAGUUUUAAAGAGAAAUCACAAGAAAACCGACAAAUUAGAUGUAAUAAAGAUACAACUAGUUCAAAGCCAUUCAUAUGUAAGGAAUGUGGGCAGUGUUAUCAUGAUCAUAGUUCGAUGUUGCAUCACAUAAGUGUUCAUCGGGACAAGCGACAUAAAAUUAUGGAAGAAAAAAAUGAGUUGCAUCAAAUUAAAGAUGAAGGUAAAGAUGCAAAGUUGCAAUGCCCCCAAUGUACCUUUGGAACUAACUGUCCGAACACCUUUGUGCAACAUGCCAAGACCCAUGAGAAGGACAAGCGGUACUAUAGUUGUAACAAGUGUGAUUUUGUUGAAAUGAAUGAAGUUGAACUGAGACGCCAUUCGCUUCAUAAACAUGGCAUCAGUGGUGCUGAUCUGACUGUUUGGAAAUCAGAUGGAUUUCAGGAGCGCAAAGUCAAUAAAUCAACAUGUCCAAAUUCCUACUCCUGUUCUGUUGAAAGAAAAACGAAAAACAUUGGAAAUCAUGUUAAGGCUUCCUGUCAAACACAGUUUAAUGAAGAACAGGCAUCCUCACAUUCCCUUGACAGCAGUGAUGAAGAACAAUCACUGACUGAACAGCCGACUUCUGUUCUUUCAUCAUGUGCAAAACCAACAGCAAAGUCACCAAAAUUGUCACGAAAGAAAAAAAUGUGGAUGCACAAAAGUGUUCAAAGCCAAUCAAAACUUGACAAAUCAAUUCACACGCUUUUAUCUAGAAAGAAACGUAAUGACCAGAGUGCCUCAGAAUGCAACACUCAUCAGGAGCCUCAGGAGUUUCUUGACAAUAAUGAGACCACAUUCUCUGAAACAGGAACUAGUUUGUCCCCCUCAAAGUGUCUGAAAAGAUCAGCUCAUUCUAAAGAUGGGAACACUAAAAGAACUUUUAAGUCUGAUGGAAACGUUACUUGUUCAGAAGAUGUUGGAAACACCAACUAUAUGCAUUUAAAUUUGGAAAAGCAAACACUGAAGAAGUCACCUUCCAAAAGGAAAAUGUCAACUCCAUUCCACAAUAUGCAGGGCCAAGAUAUUCUUUUAGAUUUCCCAAAAUCUCGACAAAAUUUCAAGAAAUCUGAAGCAUCCAAGAGGAGAAAAGUCUUUAUGAACAAUGGUGACUUUAUGUGUGAUUCUAAUGAUGAUCUUGGACCUGAAGAAUGUGAAAUCAGUAAGAAUGCUAAUGCACGUUUUGUAAGAAAACAGACUUCACCUGCAAAGGCAAGUCUUGUUGCCUCAUCUAGUCACUUUGAGAGAAAUCAUGGUUCCCCGAGGAAGUUUUCUGUCAAAGACGAACACAAGGAAGAAGAGAUCUCAGAGUCAAACUCCACUGUAAAGCGUGAACAGAACUCAGAUGUUGAGACAGAUCUGAAGGCUUGUCCGUACUGUCCUGCUGUAUUUGAGUCAGGAAUUAGCCUCUCUAAUCAUAUAAGAGGACAUUUGCACAGAGUGGGCCUGAAAGUACGCCAUGCUGUAUCUGCAGCUAAGGUGACUUCUCCUGACAAAGUACCUCCAGUUCGACGACGAACAUUGCAACAGAUCAAAACAGAGGAGGACACACCCCAGACUGAUAAUUCUGCAGAGAUGUCAACUGACUGCCAACAGACACACCUCAUCUGUCCUCUCUGUAGGGAGUGGUUUGAAACAAGGACUGGGCUGUCUAAUCAUGUACGAGGCCACCUGAAGCGACUGGGCAAACCUACUUCCACCGCGUCCAAAUCUCCAGUGAUCAUAUUGAAAGAACUGAUGCGUGACAAGAAACAGUUUCAGAUGAAACUACAGGUUCUUGAGAAGAAGUGCCGCGCCACCAAUUCUUUCCAUCCUAUUAGGUUGAAUAACGGACUAACCUUCGCAUCUACUGUCAAACGGCAUAAAGAUAAGGAUGAAAAGAAAAAGAUAGAUAUUAAUAAAGGCUCACCACCAAGUGAUCUGAUUGGAAUUUUGAAGAAAAGAAGAGCCCAUGAAGAGACCAAAGCAAAGCACUCAUCCCACACGGCGAGAAAGGCUCUCCAUUUAUCUUCAGGCAAAGACUGUGACCUGGAGAUAGAACCUUUCAAAGCAGUGCCAAAUUCACUAGCAGAGAAAAGUGAACUCAAUAGAAAAGUUUGCGUGCACUGUAACGCCACCUUCCACAGUGGUGUUAGUCUCUCCAAUCAUUUGAGGGCAUAUGCACAUAGAAAGAAAAAAGCUCUUCUGGAUGGAACCACUUAUGACUGUAAACAGAGAAAGCAAAGAUCAAGGUCUGGUUCAAAGAAGAAAACUUACCCGCUGCUGCACACUCCAGAGGAAAUCUAUACACUUACUUGCAGGUUUUGUGAUCUAGUCUUCCAAGGCCCUUUGUCAGUGCAGGAGGACUGGAUAAAGCAUUUACAGAGGCACAUUAUGAAUACCGCUGUACCGCACACAGGGGCAGGGAUGGUGGAAGUCACCUCCUUCCCCACGGACUCUUGUUCCAACACCAUACCACAGGCACAACCUUCAGUGAUGCAAACAUCCUCAUGAGCCCAGGAACACACACAAAUUGUCCUUGUAAUAUCAAUUGUGUGUAAAUUGUUUGGUUAUUUGGUUUAAAUUUUAUAUUGCCAUCAGUAAGGACUUCUGUUUUUAAUCUUAACGAGGAUCCAUUGUUAUCACAGACGGCUUUUUAGAUAUUGUUACAUUGUGCUGGUGUUGUACAUGGUCAAAGAACGUACGAAUGGUGGGUGAAUAUGUUGAGAUUUCAGUGGAACCCACCACCAAAAGACAACCUUUACCUCAGAUGCUUCUCACGUUGAGUUUAAUCUGUCAUCGCAGAUUUAUGCUCUACAAAAACUGAAAUAAUUCUGUAUGUGGAUUUUAUAACAAGCCAUUUUAAUUUGAGAACCAACACAAUUUUGUCUUUUUGUUGUCCCAUCCAUGAGCCUUGGAAGGUGCACAUAUAAGGCAUAUGUGUAAAAAUGUAAGUCUAUAUAUUUACUUGAUUCAGAAGUUUAACUCAUGCCAACACAUCAGUCCUUGUGUGAAACAUCCUGUUCUAUUGAUAUUUAGCGGUUCAGACAGUAUGCAUGUCAUAACUCCCCUGUUUACACCAUUUCCGCUCCGGUAACAUUUUGGUUUUCACUUAUUACCCUGUUUUGAUUUUAUCUUAAAUCUGUAAGUUUGCCACGUGUGCAAAAAAGAAAAAAAAAAGAAAAGAAAAGAAAAAAAAACAUUAACUGUUACUUGUGUAGGCCAUUUUUUUACAGUUCAGAUAUUUUUGUGUAUAAACCUUUUUAGGUAAUUUAUGUGAAAAAUGUAAAUCACUAUAAACAUUUUUGCUGUUCGGAAUAAAAUGUUUUUGUCGUCUUCA